AUGGAGCCCACACUGGAUGUAAUGAUAGGUUCUCUACUGUCCACUGCCCUGCCAAUACCAGGAUGGUGGCGGUUUCACUCUCUAGGAGAGAGAGCGAGAGUCUUCAGUCGGCGGUGGCGCUCCGGGCCGCGCGCUCUUCCGCUCACUUCACUUUCUCCCGGGAUGUGGUUCUGGAUCUGCCUGACGGCUGUCGUCACCCACGCGUCCCUCGGGAGCCCCUCCGCCCGCCAGAUCCGGGAUAAUUCACCAAAUAACUCGGAGGAACCUCGAUCUCAGAGACUUCUGUUCGACGAACUGUUCUGGUUCGGCGGCUCUUCUAGCAGUCCAGAUGAUGACGAGAAGCCCGGCCUCGCUUCAUGUUCCUGCCGUAAGCUUAGACAUAAGGGCAUUGCACUCCGUGCCUGCUUUGACUGGAAAGGCUGGUACAGAGCUGGCGUCCUCUUCUUUGAAGGAGACAGGAUCUGCCUUCUUCCUUAUGGAUCUCCGGACAUAAGAUGGCCCCUAACUCCACCAUUGCCCAUCCGGAAUAUCAUGUAA
Homalodisca vitripennis (glassy-winged sharpshooter) is the source of this 537-nucleotide messenger RNA. RefSeq lists its product as uncharacterized. The record is from RefSeq and is a predicted model, not a curated record. Lineage: Eukaryota; Metazoa; Arthropoda; Insecta; Hemiptera; Cicadellidae. The transcript is spliced from 4 exons. The coding region runs from base 1 to 537 and encodes 178 amino acids.